AUGACAAACUGCGAUGAAAUGGCCUGGAAAGCCUACGUCCUGCACUCUUCCAAGUCUACGCGGCAAUUCAAAAGCGGCUUUACAAAGUCCAUUGUCCGCAAGAGGGCCAUGGUCCUUUUCGUCCUGAGCGAUCCCCGGCUUCCAUUUGGACAGCUGCGGAUGCGCAGUGCUUUCGACAGCUCAAACCCGUGGUUGAGAUCUGCAUAUGCCGCUCUAGGCCAGGGCAACCGCGUCACUUGCCUUUACGUUGGCGCCGGGUCAAGUGCUCGCUCGGAGGCCCUACUAGCUGCGGAAGAGGCUUCACUGCCCACGGUGCUGUGCAACGCCGCAACUGCCAUAGAGGUUUGGCUUAGCGAAGCUGACCUCGGUCUGGUCAUGCGCUUUGUGAACCGACCCGAGGUCUACGAGAUGCCACCUGGGUGGCCAUACACGCACCAGGUCUUGGAGAAUGGCCAGACAGAUGCGCUUCCCGAGGGCGAG
This is a messenger RNA of Symbiodinium pilosum, 480 nucleotides long. The record is from the annotation of a GenBank genome assembly. NCBI's taxonomy places the organism in Eukaryota, Dinophyceae, Suessiales, Symbiodiniaceae.